AUGACUGCACCCACUGCACCUGCCGCUCCAAACUUUGAAGAUCAGAUUCAGCUAGAUGAGAAGGAUCAGGGCCUGCUGGAUCACUUCAUUCAAACUGCUCUACCAACCAUCUUCCGCAUCAUUGAGUCCGAUCGGCACCGCUCAGAGUGCACCGAUCUAAUUCUCGCUGCUCUCCGAUCCAAUAGCACCUACCUUCACUGCUGCCUCGGCGUCGCUGCCCGACACCUCAAAUCACAUACCAAUAGCUCGGCCCUUACUGAGGACAUUGACCAUGACAUCAAGCGUCAUCUCUAUGCUACCGUCUUGGGUUUUUGCAACGCUCUGAAGAAGGAUGAGAACCACCAGCAAAUUCUCGAGGCAACCCUGGGCCACAUCUUCUUCCAGUCUGUCGUUAGCCGCCAUGACGAUGGCUUCCUCGACCCUUCUUGGGACCAGCACUUCCAGUCUGUUGUCAGCUUGGUACAAAAGCUUGACCUCCAUAAUCUUGUCUCUGGUCCUGACAGGGCCUCGACGCAAACUCUCUUCAACAUAUCUCUCUGCUCAUGGGUUGACAUUCUUGGUGCUACUAUGAAGGGUCGAGCACCCGAAUUUUGCCACACUUACCGUAAAAAGAGAGACUCCCUGAUGAACCCCAGCCCUGGCCUACGUGAGUACCUCAUUGUUGGGGUCACUUGCCUCGAACCUUCCAAGAAUGACGGCAUGGACAACCUCACACUAUGCCAGCUCGUAUCUGCCCUUGAUGAGAUCUUCAACCCCAGCCACAGCCCUAGCCCUGGUCUGCGUGAGCUUAUGGGUUGUGAUGACGGGGUAAUGUACCUCAUUUCUGAGAUUGCUUGCCUCGAGUCACUCAAGAAUGACGGCAUGACCAACUUCACACUUGGUCAACACGUUUCUGUCCUUAAUAAGACCUUUUUGACCAAGAUGAAAGAAAUUGGCUCCAAAAUGCCCAUCACUGCUGAUGGCAGCCUUUCACCUAAGCAGCUCUCCGACGGCAUAACCUUGGCUUUCUGUAUUGCUGCUCGCAUAUUCCUUCAAGUUCUCCUCCCUGGAUUCAACCCCAGACAGGUUACCUGUACGGACCUGGUUGAGGAGCUUACAGCAGUCCUUCGACACAUCCCCUCGGGCCCCAAUGGAUUUGACCGCAACGUUGCUUGGGUCUACCUCAUUGGCGGCUCCGUCAGCGUUCCUAGUAGCACGUUCCGAGCCUUCUUCGAGUAUCGUCUGGCUCAACUGGGCGACUCGGCUAGAUCUGGCACCAUGGAACGUCUAGCCACUGUCUUGCACGAGGUGUGGAUUCAGAACGAUAAUCUCUCGGACGUCAGCACAUCCGGGUCCACGACGUCUGAGGCAGGUCAGCCCUAUAUUCACUGGCGAAAAGUCAUGGAAUUGAAGGGUUGGAACUUCCUGAUUUUCUGA
Fusarium mangiferae is the source of this 1416-nucleotide messenger RNA. RefSeq lists its product as uncharacterized. The record is from RefSeq and is a predicted model, not a curated record. Gene Ontology annotation, biological process: positive regulation of transcription by RNA polymerase II. Gene Ontology annotation, molecular function: DNA-binding transcription factor activity; transcription cis-regulatory region binding. NCBI's taxonomy places the organism in Eukaryota, Fungi, Ascomycota, Sordariomycetes, Hypocreales, Nectriaceae. The transcript has a single exon. The coding region runs from base 1 to 1416 and encodes 471 amino acids. Gene Ontology annotation, cellular component: nucleus.